Messenger RNA from Aphis gossypii (cotton aphid), 933 nucleotides. It is a transcript of the gene eca, whose product is annotated as transmembrane emp24 domain-containing protein eca. Bases 126 to 779 code for a protein of 217 amino acids. Lineage: Eukaryota; Metazoa; Arthropoda; Insecta; Hemiptera; Aphididae. Gene Ontology annotation, cellular component: COPII-coated ER to Golgi transport vesicle; endoplasmic reticulum; Golgi apparatus. Gene Ontology annotation, biological process: Golgi organization; endoplasmic reticulum to Golgi vesicle-mediated transport; intracellular protein transport. The transcript has 5 exons. The record is from RefSeq and is a predicted model, not a curated record.
GCCGAAAUUAUAUUUAAUGUAAAAGUGAAAAAACUUUUUCACUUAUGAUACAUUAUAUAUCUUUUUUGUUCAAAUAGAGUUUUAGUAUUAUUUUAUUCAAAUUUGAUGUCAAGGCUUAAAGUUUAAUGAAAAUGAUUUUCUAUUCCUUUUUCUUGCUUAGCGCGUAUUUGUUAAGUUCAGUACAAUGUUUAUACUUCCAUAUUGGCGAAACAGAACGCAAAUGUUUCAUCGAAGAAAUUCCUGAUGAAACCACAGUAGUCUCACAUUACAAAGUAGAACUCUUCGAUGUGAGAACUGGUGGUUUCACUCCUCCAACUCCAGGUAUUGGCAUGAAUGUUGAAGUCAAAGACCCAGAUAUGAAAAUAAUUUUAUCCCGGGUUUAUAGUUUUGAAGGAAAAAUUUCAUUUACAUCUCACAUACCUGGUGAGCAUAUCAUAUGUUUGUAUUCCAAUACAACUGCUUGGAUUGGAGGAACACAAUUGAGAGUUCAUUUGGACAUUCAAGUUGGUGAUCAGGCCAUUGAUUAUGCUCAAGUAGCCCAAAAAGAAAAACUUUCAGACUUGCAACUCAGGAUUAGGCAACUUGUUGAACAAGUUGAACAAAUCAUCAAAGAACAGAGUUAUCAAAGAUUCCGAGAAGAAAGAUUCCGUCAAACCAGUGAGAGUACUCACCAACGAGUUUUCUGGUGGUCACUAUCACAGUUAUUCAUACUUUUGGUCAUGGGUUUCUGGCAAAUGCGUCAUUUAAAGAGUUUCUUUGAAGCUAAAAAACUUGUUUAAAUUAAUAACUGUGUUAAAUGUUUUAACAAAAAUACAAACCCAUCCUUAAUUGUAUUUUUGUACAUUUUGUAAAUAUUUAUAAAAAAAAAUCUGAUGUAUUCUGUACAACUAUUAUUAAUUGAUGGUUUUUCUGAAUAUAUGAAUAAUUAGAAUA